AUGGGCCCGAAGAAGGCGAAGUUCAAACCACCCAUCCGGCCAAAAGCAGAUGGGACGGGAUUUGUGCAGGUGCCAACGAGUGAUAGCAGCGUGGCAGCGCCACAGAGGCGUGGGCGCGAAGGGUACUCGAGCGUGAACAAUUCUUCUUCCUUGCAGGCUUCCUCUAAUCCGGUCUGUGUGGAACAAGGAAAAUCCUCUGCAGAACUGUUGUUGCAGCUCCGCUCAGAUAAUUCAUUGCCGUCGAACGAGGCGCGGCUCUCUCCUUCGUCCUUCAAGGCGCUGGGCAUUGUGAGUGGCGCAGUUGUGCGCAUUAAGGCUGGCAACACGGAGGCGUAUGCUGAGGCUUUUCUUUCCUCCUCGUGUCACUCGCAGGUCAUCAUUCUCGCUGAUGAAGUGACCACCAUUUUCAACGACAAGCAGGUGAAUGUGACUCUGAUGUCAGGUCCCUCCACGGCAGUGUCGCUUUCGCUGGUGACUGUGGAGAUCACGAGUAAUGCCCCGGGAAGCAUACGCACAGCGCAGGUGUCGGAGACGGUUCAGCCACCCUUUCUCCAGAUCCGUUCUGUCUUCCGGCGUCAGUACCAGCGGCGGUUGGUGUUUCAAGGAAUGCGGGCAAUGGUGCGCAUAGCGACGAAUGCGUUCUACGUGGAAGUCAUGCAGUGCGUACGUUCAGGGUCACCGAAGAUCGAUGGAGAAGAAGAGCAAGUUCAGGAACAAGAACACGUUACGUUGGGCAUUCUCAUGGACGAGACGGUAAUACGAGACGGUGGGCGUGAAAUUCACAAGGAAAGUGACGUUUCAGAAGACGCACCUGGCGUGGAGGAGGGUCCGGGUGCCCUGGAAAACGUUUUGGUGGUGGGAGAGGCCGGCACUGGCAAGAGCCGUUUCCUCCAGCGUGAGGGGCGUGACGCCGCAACACUUUACUGGCGCCACGUGGAGGUAAUUAAAGUGGAAGAGCUUUCUCAGGGUGAGAGGAGUGAUGUGUCCUCUUCGACGGUGUUGCACGAAGCAUUUGUGCGUGCCAAAAUCGCCGCGCCGUCGACGGUGCUGAUUGAUGACCUUCACCUCAUUUGCGGGGCCAACACUAGCACCGAAACGGGGUCACUGUGGGCAACGACACUUGUGGCGUCGGCGUUGUGCGAUGAGCUUGACGACAUUAGAAGGCGGAAACUCAACGUCCGCGUCGUCGCCAGUGCUCCAUCUGCGGAGUCGGUGGUGCGUUCGCUCCUCACACCGGAACGCUUUGGUAAACGUGUGGAGCUGCUCACGCCAGGAUCGGCGGAGGAGCGGCUGGAGUGUCUGAGUGUGUGUCUUGAAGAACGUGGAGCAUUGGGUGGUGUGUCGGUGGAGACACUUUCAAGUGUCGCACAUGAGGCACACGGUUUUACGCAGCGCGAUCUCGCACGCCUGGUGGAAGUGGCGAUGGUGGAGAACUUCCGCACGACGGCGGGGACCGGUGUGACUGACGCAUCCCUGCUGGAGGCGGCGAAGGUGGUGCGCCCAUCUGCGCUGAAGCAGUUUGAGGUGUCAGUGCCGCACGUGACAUGGAACGACAUUGGCGGCAGCGAGGCGGCGAAAAAGACGCUGCAGGACUGCGUGGCGUGGUGCCUUGGCAAGCAGCAGUGGGUGUUCCGCGCGUUUAAACUGUCGCCACCAAAGGGCGUGCUCCUCUACGGCCCACCGGGCUGCAGCAAGACGAUGCUGGCCAAGGCGCUGGCAAACGAGUCCAAGAUGAACUUCAUCUCUGUCAAGGGGCCGGAGGUAUUCUCCAAGUGGGUUGGUGACAGCGAGAAGGCAGUGCGCGAUGUCUUCACGCGCGCCCGCGCUGUAGCACCGUGUGUUGUGUUUAUCGAUGAGCUUGACGGCAUGUGCGGGCACCGCGGUCGAGGCGGCGUGUCGGACCGUGUCAUCUCACAGUUUCUCACCGAACUCGACGGCCUGCCCGCCGCGCUCGAGGAAUCCUCUGAGGCGCUGGUGUUCGUUGCAGCGACGAACCGCCCCGACAACAUCGACACGGCGGUGCUGCGGCCGGGGCGCAUCGAUCGCAUGGUGUACGUCGGUCUACCGGACCUCGCCGAGCGGCGGGCCAUUGUGCGCAUCCACUUCGCCCACAUCCCUGUCGCGCCUGAUAUCGACGCUGACUACGUGGCGUGUAGAACGGACGGCUACAGCGGCGCCGAAGUGGUGGCAGUAGUGAAGGAGGCGGCUUUCUUGCGCGUGACGGCCAACGCGAGGGCGGAGCACAUCACACGCGAGGACUUAGACGCUGCGCUGCAGAAGGUGAAACCGCGCAUCAGCUCUCGUGAUGUGGAGUGGUACAAGCGUUGGUCGAUGGGCGGGAACCGCUCAGUCCGCUGA
Messenger RNA from Trypanosoma grayi, 2358 nucleotides. Its product is annotated as putative Transitional endoplasmic reticulum ATPase. The transcript has a single exon. NCBI's taxonomy places the organism in Eukaryota, Euglenozoa, Kinetoplastea, Trypanosomatida, Trypanosomatidae. The coding region runs from base 1 to 2358 and encodes 785 amino acids. Gene Ontology annotation, molecular function: ATP hydrolysis activity; ATP binding. The record is from RefSeq and is a predicted model, not a curated record. Gene Ontology annotation, cellular component: cytoplasm.